GUUUUAGAAAAUGAGGCUCAAGUCUUUGAUCGCUCAAUUGCAGUAAAAAAUUUAAUUACUAAUCGUCAAUUUUGGAUUGAUGCAGAGCAAUUGCGGAAUAUCCUUGGCCCGGUAAAACGGGCCGUAAAAGAUGUGGAGUUUCGAACAACUUUGUUAGCAGAUGUAUUCGUUGAACUUGUAAAAAUGGCGAUCACGAUUCAAGAAACCUCUGUGUUGUACAAUAACCAGUUUCGGCGUGAUUGCAUUUCUAUUUACAAUAAGCGUUGGAAUGAAUUUGAUACAGAUUUAUAUCUCUUGUCUUUUUUUUUGCACCCAGCUUAUCGCGGUAAUUUUCUUGAACCCGGAAUAUAUAAAAAACAUGUUCAAAAAAAAGCAUUAGAAAUAUGGAAGCAACUAGGUGGUGGUGAUAUAAGCGCAGAUUUUCUAAAAGCCCAAAUGAAUUUAUACAAAAACAAAAAACAUCCCUUCGAUGAUGAAUUCGUCGCAUCAGUUGAUACAGUUACUAAUUGGUGGAUGUCCAUAGAUCUUAAGAAUAAUGAAGAACAUAUCAAGCGCCUUGCUAUGAAGCUACAUUCUAUCUCCCCUCAUAAUGCUGCAUUGAGCCUUGACCGUCUUGAGAUUAUGGCCCAGAUGCAUUCAUAUCUAGUUGAAAAUGUUGGGUCGGAACUUAAUUAUAUAGAACAAGAUUUUCGUCAAGAAGAUUUUCUAGCGAUUUUUAACAAAAUUGCAAGCUCUAUGGAAGAUGGAUCUGAUCUGUUUAGUGAGGAAGAAUCGUUUUCUUAUCUUGAAGAACUUUCAGAACAAAUGGAAGAGGACGUGGAAGAGCUUUCAGAAUUGGAUGACUUAGUGGGAGAGAAUUCGACAAAAUUAGAAGUCGAAAAUAUUAUAAAUUUAUCAUCUAAAUUAGAGAUUAAUGAGUCAAGUGCGAUUGAAGAAAUUGUACAUGGAAAUAAAGACUUCGAUGUAAAUGAUUUACUUA
Molecule: messenger RNA, 979 nt
Organism: Racocetra persica
Lineage: Eukaryota; Fungi; Glomeromycota; Glomeromycetes; Diversisporales; Gigasporaceae
Source: the annotation of a GenBank genome assembly